AUGGAUGUUUCUCGUAUCGUUCAGGUAGUUCUAUUUGCUGUUCAGUUGUUACUUACCAUGUUUGGAAACGGCUUUCUUCUCAUGUUACUGUGGAAGUUAAAGCAGACUCGACGCUCAGCGUCCAUGAACUUUAUCUUCAGCUGUGCCUUAGCAGACUUGACCUCCGCUAUGAUCAACAUUCCUCUUGCCAUGGAUUAUAUGAUAUUAAAGAGUGGAGGCUUGAACGGAACUGUGUCACCAGCUGUUGUGAUCUUUAUGAUACUUUUUCUGAUUCCUCUGACAUUCAAUUCGACUCUUAUGAUCAUGGUCGAUCGAAUGUUGAUCGUCAAGUGUCCUGUAAAAUAUAACAACAAGAUGAAAGUGAAAAAAGCGCGAAUUGGCAUCGUUUUCAUGUGGCUAACAACACUUCUCUUUACCGGCAUUAUAAACACUUCUCAGAUGAUCAGUGAUCCACCAAGAGUUGAUGACAACCCUAUUGAAUUCAUGGCAAGACUUCUAAAAUCGGGCGGCUCACUCAGAAUACUUUUGCCCAUUUGCGCAAUUUUCCUUUCAAGCGUUGCUUUUACGACAAUGCUUUAUCGAGGACUUCAAACGCUUCUAAAAGCAAAGAUUAACUCGACAACAGACAACAGCGCGGAAACAUUGAGAGCGAAGACACAGAGGCAAAUGAUUGCAUCUUCUAGUAGAACAGCCCUGAUAGUGAUGAUAAUCUAUUUAGUGUCCUUCUUUCCAGCCAUGAUUGACGCCCUUUUAAGAUUCUUUGAAGUAACACUGCCAAUAAGUGAAAGCAACCUAGCAUUUGUGGUUCUUUUCUUUGGUCAAAUGAGCUCAUUUAUGAAUCCAUAUGUGUUCAUUCUGCGAUCUACCGCAUUGCGACAGGCUGCAAUUAAAUUUAUAGUUACAAAUAGUCGGAACGAUAUCGUUGUACCCAUCCACCGAAUUAGAAGAUGA
This is a messenger RNA of Exaiptasia diaphana, 951 nucleotides long. RefSeq lists its product as uncharacterized. The coding region runs from base 1 to 951 and encodes 316 amino acids. Gene Ontology annotation, biological process: G protein-coupled receptor signaling pathway. Lineage: Eukaryota; Metazoa; Cnidaria; Anthozoa; Actiniaria; Aiptasiidae. The transcript has a single exon. The record is from RefSeq and is a predicted model, not a curated record. Gene Ontology annotation, cellular component: membrane. Gene Ontology annotation, molecular function: trace-amine receptor activity.